Molecule: messenger RNA, 14045 nt
Organism: Porites lobata
Lineage: Eukaryota; Metazoa; Cnidaria; Anthozoa; Scleractinia; Poritidae
Source: the annotation of a GenBank genome assembly
AUGGCCGCAAAAGAAGAUGGCGAUGAAUUGCGAAUUGGUGAUUUGUCAUUCUACGACCCGUACGGGUUUGCUGUUUACAAACCAGGUUCAGAACUUGCAGAUGAAGAUUGUAGAAGUCAUGAAUAUAGGUAAGUAAAUAAUACAAAAUUAUUAAGGAUAUAGAUAUAAAUUUGCAACAGUGUACAAGUCAUACUUUGAUAUGUAUACAUACAUGUGUUAUCUUUUUAUGCCAAGGAGUCGUUACAUCUUUUUAUCUUUUUAUGCCAAGGAGUCGUUAAGCGCAAGCUACGUGAACUUUUCAUUCAAAAACUCAAUUCCGUUGCCCAUCUCGAAGAACUUGGCUGUUUUGCAUGCCGUUUCCUGCUUUACUGCAAUUGCUAUUUCUCCUAAUCGUCCAAGUUUGCUGCGAUAUAUUGUUUGUAACUAUGUUAAUUAAACUUUUAUAUUGUGUUAAUUUUAAUUUCAUUUUAAAUGUUACAUUCAAUUAAUUAUUGUAUGUGUGUAUUUUUGAAAUUUAUUUGUAUAUAUUUCUUUUAGUUUUAGAGGGCCAUGUGUUAGAAAACUCUUAACUGGGUUAAUCAUGUAUAUCUACCCUCUCAAAAUAAAGAACAUUGUAUUGUAUUGUAUUGUAUUGUUACCUUACACUAAAGGCUACUAAACAAGUAAACUUUUUGUCUACUUAUUAGUCCACUCCGGCUCCUUAGAUCCAUUUUUAAAAUGUCUAGGAUUGCAGAAGAUGUUAUUGUUCACUGAGAAACCAAACCUCUGGUGCUCGUGUAUUAAUCUAGAGUCAUAUUACGUAAAUCUUAGGCCCGUUUCAAACGUCGUGCUACUGCCGUGCCGAACUCAAUUGAUCGAAUUAAAUUCAACUUUAACAUGGUCUCUAUUCUACUGAAUUAAAUUCGACGUCUGAAUCCAUGUCGUGCUAGUGUCUUGCUGCAGUGACUGCAGUCAAGCGACAGUCGAGCCAGCUUAGCACAGCAAUAGCACAACGUUUGAAACAGGCCUCAAUUAACUCUUAAAAUUAAAGGGAACAAAAAACUUAGAUAUUACAUUGUGUAAAUUUCCUGUGGGGUUUGUGGGCAUGUUGUGGUUCAAUGUUUUCUUUGAUUCAACACAUUACCAACCAGUCUAGUCUCAGAUUCUGUGAAUAGUCAAUGUUCUGAGCCAAAAGUUAGAUAAAACUGAACUGGCAGGGUUGUCAGAAAGUUUUGAAGUAGACGGCUGAGUUGUCAAAGUAAGCGGCCAGUUUUCAAAAUUUUCAGACUAAGGAAUAUUUUGAGCACUCCUUGCCCAUGAACAGGGUUUCUGUUUGAGACAAGAGGGCUAAAAAUCAGGUGGAGAUGGUGAGGGAACAAAAUAAUGUAAGUAGGGGAAUGGGGGAGAACUAUUCUGCCCUUUUCCCCUUCGGAGUUAGCCCUCGCUCGCCAAUUUUUUCCCCUCUUUCCCCACCAAGGAACCUACAUGUAGUUCCAGGCUAAACCACACCAAAUGUACACCAGUGCUGGAUCCAGACCUUGAGAUGGGGGGAAGGGGGGGAUGGUCAGCCAAACCCUUAGAUAAGGGGGUGCCCGGUCUCCAAAAAAAUUUUUCCAGUUUGAUCCAAAAGUAAGGGAGGGGGGCCCAUUUGUGCCCCUCCUCUGGAUCUACCUCUGUACACAGUGAAAGCUCUCUUAAGUGGGUUAGACACCCAUGGGGUAUUGUUAGUACCUGCUAAAUACAGGGCUUGUUUUGGAUAAAGUGGAAAUGUUUGAAACAAGCUGAGCUAUUUGCAUGCUUAAUGCAAGGUAUCUGCUUAACAUUGCAUCCCCUUCAUACUAGUCUCACAUUUUACUCCACAUUAAUUUUUGUUAUUAUUAAAAUUUACAAAUGAUAAUGGUAAAUUAAUUUUGAUGCUUGGGCAUGCAUUCUCUUACUUGCUUUUUCAACUGUUUGUUAAUUAAACAUCUCCUAUUUAGCUUUAAUUCAGACAAUGACUGUUCCAAAGCAAAGGAAUAUUGGAUCAAAACUAUCAAAAACUGGGAGGAACGUCAAAUUUUCUCCCCCAAGCAGGUAAAAAUGUUCACAUUUAAUUCUGUAAAUACAAGUCCUCCUGAAAUCUUAAACCAAAAAGCAUCACAUAGUAGGCCAGCCUCUGCUUAUAUGCCCUGGCCAAUGUAAAUUGUUUGUUUUUGUUUUUCCAUUUUUGUAGCUGCGACGGUACAUCAAACAGGGUAUUCCUGUUGACAUGAGAGGAAAAGUUUGGAAUAAAAUGAUUGGCAGUCAGGCUAUCAGGGUUAUCUCUGCAUUUGAUUAUCAGGUAAAUAUUUGAAUUAAUCAACAAUAAUUUAUUAUUUUAAUCACAAUGUAAUUUAAUUAAACAUUACAGUCAUGGUAUCCAGGUACCAGCAGUUAUUCUGCUCAUACAUUGCAAUAAUUUUUAGUUUCUUCAAUCUAUUUGAAAUUUGCUUUGUAUCUUUUUUCAUUAUAUGAAAUAUCAAUGAUAUAUGAGUUCUGAAUAUUAAUUAUUAAUAUUAAUGCAUUCAACAACUUUUUGUGUGAAUUCGAUUGGAAUUCUCUAAUUUAUGCUAAUGCUAACUCGCUUACAAUGGGUUCCUACAAAAAUAUACUGAAUUUUAUGACAAGAGUUUUCCAAUAAAGUUUCGUCAAGGGAAAAACCUAAAAACUCUGCAUAAUCCAUUGCUUACAACUGGAAUCUUGAAAUCAAUUAAAGCAAAGUCUAGACUGUAUAAAUUAUUCUUCAGGAAACCAAGUCAUGAGCGUGAAUCCAACUACAAGUCAUUUAGAAAUAAGCUAACCUGUCUUGUCCGUAUCGCCAGGAAAAAUUUUUAUGACAACAAAUUGGAUAAGGCUAGAUCAAACUUAAAGCAAACAUGGAAAAUUCUUAAUGAAGUGAUUAACAGGCGUGUCGCUAAAUCACCGUAUCCUGCAAGCUUCACCAAAAAUGAAAUGGAAAUUAGCAAUCCUACUGACAUUGCCAAUAAUUUCUGUGAUUACUUAACCAAUAUAGGGCCAAAUUUGGCGAGCAAAAUUCCUGCCACAAAUUCAUCACCCAAGGAUUUCUUGAGCAGCUCUCUUUCUGAAUCCAUUUCAUUGCAACCACUAACGACCGGUGAAUUAAACAAUAUUGUUAAAUUGUUCAACGCCAGCAAAGCUCCUGGACAUGAUAAUAUAUCCACGAGGAUAAUUCAUCAGUCUUUCCAAAAUAUUGCGCAGCCUCUUGUAACCAUUAUAAACACUUCGUUGUCUACUGGUGUGUUUCCUGAAUCUCUCAAAAUAGCCAAAGUGAUUCCAGUUUUUAAGGCAGAUGACCCAACACUUUUUAGUAAUUACAGGCCAAUAUCAAUUCUUCCAGCCUUUCCUAAACUCUUUGAAAAGGUCAUGUACAACCGACUGAUUAAUUUCUUAAAUUUGCAUAUUAUCUUAUACUCGAAACAAUUUGGAUUCCGUAAUAAUUAUUCUUCUGCAUUAGCAUUAAUUGACUUGAUCAACAACAUAUCUUCAGCUAUCGACAGAAAUGAAACAACUUUAGGCAUCUUCUUAGAUCUUUCUAAGGCGUUUGAUACUAGUAAUCAUGAAAUAUUGUGUCAAAAACAGCAACACUAUGGUAUUCGGGAUACUGCUUUGACGUGGAUCAAAAGCUAUCUUGAUGAUUGGACUCAAUUUGUCCAGUUUGGAUCCCAUCGAUCUUAUCUGUGGAAAAUUUUAUGUGGCGUCUGCAGGGCUCAAUUCUUGGACCUCUUUUGUUUAUUAUUUACAUUAAUGAUCUUCCUAAUGUCUCUAGUCUCACUCAAUCCUUACUGUUUGCUGAUGACACAACCAUCUUUUGUUCCCAUAAAGAUGCCAACCACCUCGUUUCUAUUGUUAACAAUGAACUUGCAAAAAUAUUUAAUGUCCCUCUUACUCUGGAAAAUACUAUGAUCAAGCAAGUCACGGAGACAAAAUUUUUAGGUGUUCUUAUUGAUCAGCAUCUCUCUUGGAAACCACAUAUUGAUUUCGUCUCAAAAAAAAAUUUCGAAAAGUGUGGGAAUUAUUGCGAAAGCCCGCUUUUACCUAUCAUCCCAAACUUUGAUGACCUUGUAUUACUCCCUUGUAUAUCCUUUCUUAACAUACUGUGAUGUAGCCUGGUCCUCCACCUGCUGUUCCAACCUAAACUGUAUUUACCUUUUGCAAAAGCGUCUAGUGCGGCUCAUAACAAAAGCUCACUAUCUAGCAAAUACCGCCCCUUUAUUUAGCCAGCUUAAAGUCCUUGACAUAUUUAAUAUUAAUUCAUUUUCUGUCGCUACCUUUGUGUAUUCUUAUCACCAUAAUCUUUUGCUUAGUAGCUUUCAUGACUUGUUCUUAAGUAGUAAUCAAGUCCAUCAAUACGAAACUCAACUAGCCUCUCAGUAUAGACCUCAUUUUUGUAGAACAAAUAUAAAGCAAUUCAGUAUCCUUUACCGAGGACCUAAAAUCUGGAAUUCGUUGCCUGUUUCACUAAUUAGCUCUCCUUCUAUAUUUGUUUUUUAAAAAAAAUUAAAGAAUUAUCUCACUGACAGCCGAUCUGUUGGUUAAGUUUCUGAUCUUGUUCACUCUGCACUCAGCCAUGAAGUUAGUUCAUUAGGCAGUUGAAGGAAGCCUAUUAAUAUAAGCUUCAAGCUUCAUUAGUCUUCCUUGUCACAUUAAUUUUAUAAUUUAAUUAACAACUUCUAUUAAUGUUGUAUAAGGUUUUGUGAGUGACUAAAUAAAUAAAUAAAUAAAUACAAUAAAUACAAUAAAAUAAAAAAUUGCCACUACCCUGAGACAACUUUAAUUUAGUUUGCUUCAUUUUUUUUUCUUUGUCCAGAUUACUUUAGCUGAGAUCCGUCAACUCCUUGUUGACUUAGGAGUUAGUGAAUAUGGAGGGGUGAACUGUAUUUCAAGAUUGGGACAGAUUGUUGGUGAGACUACUGCUAGAACUAGAGAUUAGAACUAAUUACAUCUUGCUGUUCACUCAAAGUUGAUCAGCAACUAGAUAUUUAACAGUGUGUCUACAAAAGACAUACUGUUUGUUUGAUUAAGCUCCCAGCCUCGAAUUAGUACCCACCUCGAGUAAGCACCCAUCCUGUAGGGAGGAAGGUUAAUAAGCACACAGCCUCAAAUAAGUGCCACCCCCACCUACCACUCUCCCCCUUAAGAAAAAACUGAAGUGGACAAGGAGAGUACAGGUUAUUAUUUCUUUACUGCCUUAUUUGCCUUAUCAUCGACUGACACAUUUGCAGACAUUAGGUUGUAAGACAUCUAUAAGGCAACACCAGAUAGUUUGCUUAUUGACCUUCCUGAUAAUGAGAUAGAAAUCAACUAAGAGACUUCACAGACAAACUUCCAGUAAACAGUUAUAAUUCUGCUCUGGCACAUCUUCACGUUUUGUUAUUAUUUUACUCUCUUUUUUUUUUGGAAAAUUAACUUACUACAAGUUGCUGUAAAUAAUGAAAGCGCCCAACCUCGAAUAAGCACCCACCUUGAUUAAGUGCUCCCUUUCAAGGCCCAAAAAUUUAAUAAAGUGCUGAGGGCGCCUAAUCAAAUAAAUACAGCACAAUAGUUGCACUUGUGUGACUUCCAAAAUUAUGCUACUUAUACGUAAAACAUGUUCUGACAGGAAAGACAAGGAACAACAGCUGGCUGCAAUCAAAUCAAACAUGGGCUUUAAAGCAAAUUAUAAAAUUACAUUGCUUUCUUUCCUCCCUUUGCAAUUUGGUUUUCAAACUUUAUGCAAAUUCACUAAUUAGAAAAAAAUGAUAAAUUUUAUAACACAUUUUGGAGCUGGCUUAAGUCAGAUUGGUGAUCUACAUGUUUACAAGUAGUGUUCUCGCAGAUCAAAGAAGAAUGUUUGUGUUAUGAAUGCAUUAGUUACAGAACAGUUAUAACUGCACAUGUAUACAUUUUUAUUUAAACCUGGUAGUAAAAAGAAGACUGUUUUAAAAUAAUUGAACUAUAAAAAUUCUGCUGUUUUUGCAAUAAGCAAAUUAUGCAAUAGCAGAUGACUCACCUGUUCGUUUGGAUUGUAGGGUCACUGAUUGAAAACAAUAAAGAAAAUAUGAUUGACAGCCCUGAUACACUGAUAAUGACCAGGCAAUGGAAAAGAAAACUUCAUAAGCAGAUCACUGUCUUCAGGCAGAUCAUGUUGGAUGUUGGUAAGUAGAAAUCAUGCUGCCUUAAUAGUACAAUAAUUAGGUUGAUGCCAGCUUGAUACAUGUAGGACCACAUUUUAUUAGUUACUGGUGCCUAUGCUGUAAUUUAUAACAACUAAUAAUUUUAUUUCUAUAAUCUUAUAUCCUGAGCUCAUGGUGCAAUAUAUGGUUACUUGCUACAUGUUUAUAAACUUAAUAACUAGAACUUUGUGAUGCAAUUCUUCAGCUGUUUUAUCUUUCUUUUGGUAAAUACUAUCAAAGUGAACCAAUAGAGCUUCCUUUCUACCUUUUCAGUCCAAGUAACUAGUUGAAAAUGCCCAUUACUUUUGGCUGUUUUUUAAGAUUACCUACUAGGUAUGUUGGAAAACUGCCAAAAGUACUUGUAAAAAAUGUCUGGACUUACAAUGUACAUAAGAGAACACAGUAUCAUGUUGGCAGUGUCUUCUGACGCUGUAUGUCCUCCCCCAUAGUGUAUAUAUUUUUUAAGGUAUACCGUAAAAUUCCGAAAAUUAGCCCCGUGGCUAAUUUUUUUCAAAGACUCUUUUUGAGGUGCUUAUAUUCAGAGAGGCUUAUCUACGGAGGGAAAUUUGCGUUUCGAAAUCGAUUGGGCUAGCCUUAUAGUUGGAAGUAAAUUUACUGUUUUUUCUUUGUUUUACUUUGUAUUUGAGGGCAAUUUUCCAAGCACAAGUCCCCUGGGGGCAAUUUAACAGCAGGUUUUUUGCGUUACGAGUUUGGGGGGCUUUAUACACUAUAUUUGGGGGGGCUAAUUUUUUGGAAUUUUUUGGUACCCAGUACAUGUACAUGUACAUGUAUAUGUGCCAACAGUGGAGUACAGUUACGGUUACAGUACAGUGCGGUACAAUACAGAACCUCUUUUUCCAGACAGGUCUUUUCCAAGACACAAAAUGUUUAUACAAGGGACCUGUGAAGGAAAGGAAGGCCGAGCCGCUCUGUUUAGGGUCCUUGCAGUUUAUGCUUUGUAUAAUCCUGAAGUAUCAUAUUGCCAAGGUAAUCCUACUCAUGCACCCGUAGUUUUUUUUUUUGUGUUUGUCAUCACAAGUCCGGUGAUGCUUAAUGGGUUGUGUAUGACUUAUCGCUCAAGUAUACUGGAAGAAUUUCAUUAUUUUGACAGUAAAAAAAAUUAAACAAUGUGUCCUGAAUAGAAGACUGCAGCAACAUGUGUUGUGACAUAAGCAUUGUCAAAGACACGUUUUAUCACUGUGUCUACAUGAUAAAAGCUGCAUUUCAACAAAAGAGUCUCUAUCCAUUUUGGACCCUCAAGGAACUUUACUUAAAUGCAUUUAUGUGAUUUCCUGAACUUCCUUUAGAUCCAGACAGAAGGUCAAUGUACAUAAUAAUGAACAUCUCUUUUUCUUUCUUUAGGAAUGUCCUAUAUUGCAGGAAUGUUUCUUAUGAAUAUGGAAGAAGAGGUACUGUACAUUUCAAUAAUUGUCCAAAAAAAAAAAAAGAAAACUAAAAGUAAACCAUAAAGAUGCACGGCAUGUAUUUUAAAAGACAGGUGUGAAAAGCAAAACGCGUAGUACAGUACACUCCCAGGUUACAGACUUGAAUCAAACCCUUGUUUGGUAGAAUACGGGCUUCUUGGGUUCAAUACUGUAUGUCCCCUGCUUUUUUCAAGCAGCACGGUGGGCUCCUAUAAUAUUGAUAAGGGAAGAUGAACAGGGCAAGGUCAUCGGCUUAAAGGAGCUUUUUCACUCAAUUUAGUCCAAUUUUAGCUAGAUUGCUUAGCGAGCAUUAAUUUGGCAAAACUAAGAAAGUUAGUAGAAUGGUGGCAUUUGCCUUCCUGAAGUAAUAUUUGCAGUGAGGCUAAGGAGGAAAUAGAUCCGACCAUAUGCUAUUAAUAAUGGUUUGGUAACAUUGGUAACAUGUAGUAAACAGUUUUAGGAAAAGCUUGUUACUAAUCUUAUAGAUGAACCUUGCUAAUCGUAUUAAGUAAAAACAUCUGUUAUGGUUGUUAUACUCCAGAUAAAACAGUCGAGCUUUAUAAUUUGUCUUGUUUUCCGUUUUCAGGAUGCUUUCUGGUGCUUAGUGUCUAUUUUAGAACGACCAAAGUAUUUAGCUGGUUAUUUUAGCGACUCUCUUGACAAGUAAGUUGAAUAAAUACAAAAUUUUAUGCCCAUAGGAGUGAGCCACCACACUUGUUACUGCACAAUGAACAAUUCUAAUUCUUUACUGCUAUAUUUUCAUUGCAGAAUUCAAAGACACGCUGCAGUCUUUGAGAGACUGAUGAGACAAAGACGAAGUAAGCUUUAUAAACACUUGGUAAGUGGCAAGUACAACAUAUGAAGGAGAAAAUACCUAUAAUCCCCACCACCACCACCCAUCUCCUCAACCCCACCCUCACUCCAAAAAGCCGCGAAAGUUACUCAAGAUUAUUCGUAGACUUUGUCUUUUCUGCCUGAUUAGGAAGCGUUGGGUGUAUCUCCUUUGAUGUUUUUGACUCCAUGGUUCAUGGCUCUGUUUACUUCCCUUCCCUGCUGGGAUGCUGUGCUCAUUAUGUGGGAUCUCCUUUUACUGGACGGUAAGCGGCUCCAACAGAGAUGCCACUAUCCCUAGUUUUACCUCAAAGGUGCCAUUUUUGCACUCGUUGAGUACCUCUAAGUAACCCUCUUCCUCAAGGGGGCAGGGAGGAUCUUAAACUUCUGAGUUAAUAACCUAAUGCAUAACCUUUCAACGAUAAGAAAGAUGUCGAUUUAUUCUCCGGCCAAGGUGGGAACAAGCCAUAAUCGUUUUUGAGUCUAUAAAAUUUAUAAAACGAAAUGAAUCAAACUAUUCUCUGAGGGACUCGGUAAACAAACUUUUUGUCCCCUUUUCAAAAACUAACUACAUAAAUAUAGUUUUAGUUACAGUGGCGCAACCCUUUGGAACAGCUUACCCUGUAACAUUAGAGAGUCUGGUUCAUUAAAUCAAUUUAAACGCCUAUCUCUAAACACGGCAUUCAUGGAAAUCAGGUUUUUAAGUGGCAUAAUUUUAUUGUUGUUAGUUAAUGUAACGUUAGGAUUAGGAUUUUUAGGUUUUAGGAUGUUAGUCAUUGUAUUGGAAUUUAUUGUACCUGAUGAAUUUUUUUACCGUGUAUAAAUAAUGAUUAAAGAUUAAAGUCAUUUUCCCGAAUGACACGUGAACACAACCGAAGCUGAAAACCUCAACGGACGUUCCAUUUCUCCCCUCCUCAUUCUUAGUCGCUAAGUCCAAGGCACUUUUAAACAGUUUUCACGGAAUAGUUUUUUAUUCUUGCCACCAUUUAUCAUAAACUUUCUGUUAAACAAAUGCUUCUUUUUGAUGGUUAAAUAGAACCUAAUCCACCUGUGACACUGCAUCUGAUUUGGUCCACAGGCAUGUCAGUGAUCUUCCAAGUGGCGCUGGCUUUACUUGAUGCCCUUUCAGGUAUGGGUUUUCCUUUGCAAAAGAGUUAAGAUUUGGCCAAACAUAGAGUCGACUAAUCGAAGUCGUGUACAAAACUGAUAAAUCGUUUUUAAAAAUAAACCCACGGUCGAUUAGAUUCCCCUUCUUACUGGAAUACUUCGCGAAAGUGACUCUCUUUCUCUACCUUAUUGAUCAUUAAGGCAAGGUAAAAGGUUUGUUUAUCGUGGAACUGUCCUUAGCCUGCGUUGCGGGCGUUAAAGGGAAAGGGGGAAUUUUGGGCGCGCCCUAAUUCCCUUUCCCUUCCUUCGCGAACCCCUGCCACGCAGUCUAAACUGCCCUUAGCUUUUCCAGCGCAGUUACAGGCACUCCACUCCACUCCACUCCACUUCACUCCACUCAAAUAAUUAGAAACAAAUAAUCGAAAUAUAAUAUAACAGGAUUUAACGUUCCAGUUGGCAGGAGGCAAGCAAUUGGCUAUUUACAAGCGUGACCGAGGAUUUGAACUCGGGGAGACUGCGAACAAAACCAGCAAGUGCUAAUUAGUAAGUGAUGGAAGUGGAUCCGGCUUGGACCCCGAACUACCGAAUUCCGACCACUAGGCCGCGCCGCCCCCCCAGCCUCCUUACAAAAUUUUCUUUGGUUUUCGGAUUUUUCCAAACGGUCGUGCUUAUUUAUUUUUGUGGGUCAUAAAAUAAUGGUUGGGAAGUUGUUGAAAAUUCCUGCUUUCUAAAAUUUUUGUUUUCUUUUUCAUUUCCAGCCGAGAUUCUUCCACUAAAGGAAAUUGCGCACGUUUUACCAGUAUUACUUCGUCCCCCUGCAAAGCUGUAAGUUAUAGUCAGCAAAGUGGGUGGAUGAUGGGUUAAUAAGUAGCGGUGCAGGAAUCGUACUGUACUUCAUGUAGUAUGUAUUAAAAUACUCGAUGAAGAAAAACCUUAUCGCGCUGUCAUUUAAUUUUUUCAAUUAUUGUUUUCUCCAGUGUAACGCGUGAAGCCCUUGUUCAGGCCAUUUGGAAAGUAAAACCGAUUCAGAAGUGGGAAAUAGAAUCUAUUCAAGCCGUGCUUGAUGAAGAAAAAGAAGAACAAGGUGAGGGAAAGAUAAAUCUGUUAACCUUUAUCGUAGAUUGCAAGAAGUCAAAGUAGCACACUUUUUAACUCUCCUCAGCUAAAAAGAACAAACGACGUUUGAAUGAUCAAAAUGAGGACCAAAGAAGAAAAAGACAGCGAACAAUGAGCAACCAACUCCAGCAAGGUACAUGUAACCAAUAAGAUCAGUUGUCAGAAGACCCUUCUCCUUACACCUUACUUGCAGGCAGUCAUGAAAGUGAUAAUGCAAAGUUUAAUUCUCAACAUUUUUUUUUUCACAGAAAACACUGAGCCAUCUUUAUUUCAGCGCGUCGUUGGACUAUUUUCUUCCAAACAAGAAUCCGAAAUUCAGUUUUCAACCAAUGACAUUGAAAUGACAACUUUUAAAGUUGUCACCGGUCAGAGCCCUAAUAUGCUGCCCACGAUGUGCUGCUCAGCAGCAAACAGCCUUUUAAACACACCACGUCGGAGAGGUUUGUACAGUACAGCGUUAUGGUCGCCUGUGCGAAAGCAGCGUCAGCAUUCUGUUCAUAAAAAAUGCUCCAAAAAGCUAAUUUUUCCAUCAAAAGAUAUCAUUCUUUCACGCUGUAUACCCUCGCUUACUAGCAAACCGAUUAUAGUUGUACUGACAGAAGUAGAUAAUCGGACAAACUAUAUACUAUUCAAUAGCAGCACCACAUGUGAAGCUGGAUUUCCAUUGUCGCGUUAAUAAAACUAGUAUAGAGGCAAUGUAUUCCGGGAAGGUCGGGCGUAAACGUAAAAGUUGAUCCUCGCUCAACUGUUAACGUUUACUCGCGUACGCACAUAAAAAUUACGCGACAGUAGAAAUCCACCCUCAGUCAGUGAAAAUUAUUGGAUGAAAAGGAUUCCUCUGGUUGCAGUCAGAUUAUACUGGGUUGGGACUUGGCUGUCCUUGGAUUUUUUUUAUUUCCAAUAGCCCAAGUUCGAUAUUUUAAAAUUCUAACAUGACUCCGAGGCUUUAGGAACAAAAUUGCAAAUCAUUCACGAUUCCAUUGUCUCGCAUGUCCGAGACGAGACUUAAACACAAAGAAAACCAAACCAAUUAUAGAAAAAUGACUCGUGUAAGAAUUUUAAUACAUCGAACGUGGGCUUUUUGUUCAACAUGUAGUCCUAUUACAGUAGCGGAUCCAGACAUUCAGAUAAGGGGGGUGGGGUCCGGUCAUCCAGACCCUGAGAUAAGGCGGGGGGGGGGGCAGUCUCAAAAAAUAUAUGGUAUAAAAAUAAGGGGAGGCGGACCUUCCCUGGAUCCGCCACUGUAUUAUAUAUACUUGUAUCAGUACAGACAGUAAGUAGUCAGUCCGGUGUGUUGUUACUGUAUGACAGGUAGCCCUGGUAGAAGACCCUUCAGCCGGAACAGACGUCACCGUAAUUCUCCUUCUCGACGAGGGUCUAACAAUGAAAAAGAUCUAUUAAAAAGGCGUCACGUGGUGCACAAGAGAAUCGUGAGUAGUCCCGUUCGGAGAAGUCGGCGAUUGGCGGGACGACGAAGACCCGUGGGGGUAGGAGUAAGUAACGAUGCGCAUCACUAAUUACGGGUAAUUACCACAGGCGCCUGUGAUCACUAGAUGAGGUAGCACGUGAAGUGCAUAUAGAGUAAAUAUUGUGUUUUCAGAUUGGCGAAAAAGCCGUGGGGAAACACAAUUUUGUGUUUUAACUGUGAACGGGAUUCAGAGGUUUUAAAUACUUACAGUGACAGUAAUAACGGUGAUAAAACUGAUACUUAAACUUAAUUUGGGGUUGAAGAAGAAUACUAUAAUAGGAAUAAGGAACAUUUUCAAGGUGGAAUAGUGAAAUAAUGCCCUGGUAUGGGGUUGGAAUAGAAGAAUGACGAAAAUUGGAGUUGAAACAAAAGAAAGAUGCCCUUUUUAGGCGAGUGAAUUUUGAGACAAUUUUGAAAUAUCACGAGUGGUACUUAUGCCAAAUAUCACGUACGAAUCAUGCUAUCAUUUGUUUAUACUACUGCCCACAAAAGGUUUGUAAUGUUCACAUCUAUUUCAAAUUAAGCUGAAAUACCACUGCUCUAAGCCAAUCGAAUUGUAGAAAUUUCUCAUGUGGUAGUAUAAAAACUGUAAUUCAAGAUUAUUUUCAUUCAAACAAGAUCUAUUUCUUAUUUUAUUUCUUUGAUAUUUCUCCAGGUUACAGGCCAAUCUCCUAAGAGUUUAGUGAGAAGGUAAGUAGUGUUUAAACAGUGCAUUAACACAUUUCCUCACUGAAAGGAAUCAUUAACUUGUUCUGUUCUGAAAUUCUUCAGAUUUUAUAUUUUUAGUGACUCUAUUAUCUUCUUACCAAGUUUUCCUUGUCAUAUUCUAUAGUUCUGCCAGGAAUCACCACGCCUUCAAGCUGUUUAACACUCCUACACCCUUGAGAGGCUCCCAGGUGGGUCUUACAACUUUACAUCGUUUUGCUUGACUUUAGCCUGCGACUACAGCCGUCUCUUCUCGUUGCCUGACGCGCCGUUAGGGACGUUUGGGACGUCUCUAGCGGCGAGGAGCGUUGAAGGACGGCUAGCAUGACCUGUUGUGCUACAUUUUCUAUAAACAAGGGUGAGUGCGGCCUUCCGCGUACGACGCAUGACAGACUGAAAGUCAAUUUACCUUUGUGACUGUUUUAAAACCAAAUUCUUGUGUUUCUCAUCCCGCUCCCAGCAUGCAUAAAAGGCGUUAUUUCGCCAAGUACGUUAUCUGAUGCUUUGUAUUGGGCUAAGUAACGCAUGUGAGGUGGGACCCCCCGCCCAACACAACCUCUCUGUAUCACGCAAUGUUACCUUCUCGAGACUAGCCCGUGGCGUUAUUUGGCAGAGAGAGCAGAGUCGCUUUGAUCUUUCGUAAGGUUGAAGGAACUCUGCUAGCCGGGUGAGGAGAGGAUCAGUGGACGCCGUUUCAGCACCUCAACUUUUUCAGAAACCUUUCUAGUCAUGGUUGAAACCAGAAAUACAUAGUUAAACUUCAGUCCCAAAAUUUCCAGUCUAACAUCGACAAGUUUUCCUUAGGUUCGACCUCUUCGUCACCAGUCUCCAUCAUCAAGUGUGCCUGAUCCGUCGCCAAUGUCAGUCACGUGCCCUGGCACCUCGAUGUCCCCGGAUAUGGAAAUGAUUUCACUUGGACCCGCGGAGAAGAAACUAGACUUUACCGAGAGUUGAUUGGUUGACGGUUACGUGAUAUUGUGACAGCUAAUGCAGAGUGGCGGCUAUUAUCAAAAACAUGUCAGCUCUUUUCAUCUUUUUUCUUCAAUGGCACAUAGACUAGCUUAGCCUGCGUCACAGACGUAAUCUAAGUUCCGUCUGUGUACCAGCUGUGCAUGUGUUUUCUUCUUCUUACCGUAGACGGCAAUGUCAUCGGGAUUGUACUGGAGUUCGGUUAAAAAAAAUCAUAUUUAUGCACUAGGGGCCGUUCAUUAUUUAUGGGAGGGG